AUGGACAAGGUUACGAAAUGGUGGGACUCUUGUCGCGCAGAUAAUUUGGGAAAGCAUGCCAAGUGUCUGAUCGAAUCCGCUACAGAAACUUUGCAGAACAAUGACAAAAUGACGGGCGUGUACGCCGCGACAACAGCUCUCGGGGCUUUGAUAUUCCUAUUGGUGCUGAGACCGCUGAACAGAAGGUUUACGGACAAGAAAGAAAACAAAAAGAAGAACAAGCGUGGUGGUAAAAAAAAAUCCACAGGCUUGUCAGCCAAGAAGGCUGAAAAACCCGUUACAUUGGAAGAGCAGAUCGAAAACGUCUACAAGCGGUAUUUGGCAGAAUAUAAGCAAGGCUUGGACGCACUGGUAGCGGAUUUCGAUCCCAAAUCGGAGAAACAGCAAUAUCAAUUGAACUACUACAACGAGAUGCUACUGAAGCUGGUAAUCGAGCUUGAUGGCGUGGAUCUGGUCGACUUGGAAGGCGAUCGCAAGAUCGCUUUGAAAGACAGACGCAAAUGUGUUAUCCGGGAAAUCCAAACGGACCUCAAGAGACUCGACUCACUCAAGAAAUUGUCUCAUUAG
This is a messenger RNA of Lachancea meyersii CBS 8951, 567 nucleotides long. The record is from the annotation of a GenBank genome assembly. NCBI's taxonomy places the organism in Eukaryota, Fungi, Ascomycota, Saccharomycetes, Saccharomycetales, Saccharomycetaceae.